Messenger RNA from Acanthosepion pharaonis, 1245 nucleotides. The record is from the annotation of a GenBank genome assembly. NCBI's taxonomy places the organism in Eukaryota, Metazoa, Mollusca, Cephalopoda, Sepiida, Sepiidae.
AUGGGGACAUUCUUGAUCAUAGUUCGUUUGAUGUUGAGUCAUAAUGUCGACCCUAAUUUAACCAAUGAAGAUGGCUUGACAGCACUUCAUCAGUGCUGUAUUGAUGAGAGCCAAGAAAUGUUGUCCCUGUUGUUGGAAUAUGGUGCUGAUGUGAAUGCUCGUGAUAGUGAGCUUUGGACCCCACUCCAUGCUGCUGCCACCUGUGGGCACAUACAAUUGUGUGAGAUACUUGUUCUUCACAAUGCAGAUCUGUUGGCUGUCAAUGCUGAUGGAAAUAUGCCUUACGAUAUUUGCGAAGAUGAGGCUACACUGGACUUUGUGGAGAACGAAAUGGCCAAACGAGGAAUUACUCAGGAACAAAUUGAUGAAACAAGACUUGUCACAGAACGACAUAUGCUCGAAGAUCUGAAAAAUUAUCUUGCUGAAGGCAAAAGCCUUGAAGAUAUCAGAGAUGAAAAUGGAGUCUCUCCAUUGCAUGUAGCAGCAGCCAAUGGCUACUUGGAGGUGGGAAAGUUUCUUUUGGAUCACAAAGUUCCUGUAAAUAUUAGAGAUGAUGAUUCUUGGGAACCAAUCCAUGCAGCUGCUUGUUGGCAACAGUCUUUGAUGUUAGAUCUCCUUGUGCAACAUGGAGCAGAUAUUGACUCCAAAACAAAAAUGCAUGAUACUCCUUUUGUUUUCUUUUUUAUUUACUUCUUCUCUCCCCACUCUUUUUCUCUCUUUCUCCCCCCCUCUUUUUCUCUCUUUCUCCCCACUCUUUUUCUCUCUUUCUUUUUUCUCUCUUUCUCCCCCACUCUUUUUCUCUCUUUCUCCCCCACUCUUUUUCUCUCUUUCUCCCCCACUCUUUUUCUCUCUUUCUCCCCCACUCUGUUUCUCUCUUUCUCCCCCACUCUGUUUCUCUCUUUCUCUCCCCACUCUGUUUCUCUCUUUCUCCCCACUCUGUUUCUCUCUUUCUCUCUCACUCUGUUUCACUCUUUCUCCCCACUCUGUUUCUCUCUUUCUCCCCCACUCUGUUUCUCUCUCUUCCCCCCUUUCUCCCCUCUCUCUUCCCCAGUUUCUCUCUCCCCCCAUUGUUUUCUCUCUCUCUUUUAUUUUUUCUCUCUCCCCUCUCUCCUCUCUUCCCCUCUUAUUUUCUCUCUCUCUCUCUCUUUUCUUCUAUCUCCCCAUUCUCUUUUCUUUCUUUUUCUACUUUUCUCUCUCUCUCCUCUUCUCUCUCUCUCUCUCUCAUUGUUUCACUUUUCUUUUUAA